Messenger RNA from Aspergillus saccharolyticus JOP 1030-1, 1460 nucleotides. RefSeq names its product cleavage polyadenylation factor RNA-binding subunit YTH1 (gene yth1). Bases 367 to 1134 code for a protein of 255 amino acids. The transcript has a single exon. The record is from RefSeq and is a predicted model, not a curated record. Gene Ontology annotation, molecular function: RNA binding; metal ion binding. Lineage: Eukaryota; Fungi; Ascomycota; Eurotiomycetes; Eurotiales; Aspergillaceae.
GGGAAGACACGGCAGAUGCUCCCCAGGCAGAGGGAAAGAAAGCCAUGACAAUCUCUUUGCCAUUUAUUUUGACUUCGAUCUGGUUCCACCGCACAGCUGCUGACUCAUCGGACGGCCACCUUUCGCCACCGCCUAUCCCUCUAGAUUACUGCCGCUUCGGAACUGGAGCCGAUCUCAGUCUUGCCUUUGUUGCUGCUUCAUUCCUCCUAACAACUCCUGGCUCACUGUUCAAAGCAGCAACGUUUCAGCUGGCCUGGAUUGCUCUUCCUUACAUCAAUAAAAAAACGCGGUCACUCAAACCAGUCUUCUACACGAAUUGCUUGGCCAACGACAGCUCUCCCCAUCUUUCCUCUCAAGCUCAUUACCAUGGUGACAGACGUCGGCUACGUCGCCUCGCGCAUCCUGAACCCAAAUACCCCUCGGGAUCCCAACUUCGAUGAAUUCUCCUUCAUCUCAUUCCUCCGCAGUGGCUACGGCUUCGGCCUAGCCAGCGACGUUCCCGAAUGCAAGGCUUUCCACGAGGGCCACUGUCCGCUGGGGCCUGCCUGCCCAGACCGACACCCGACGCCUUCACGCAUGACCACCUCAAUGACAACCGCCUCGGGCGUGGCACCUUCCACAACCCACGGAUCGCUCGUCUGCAAACACUUCCUCAAGGGCCUCUGCAAGAAGGGAAUUAAGUGCGAGUACCUCCACGAAUACAACCUGCGGCGCAUGCCGGAAUGCCAGUCCUUCUCGCGCUCCGGCUACUGUCCGAACGGCGAUGAUUGCCUCUACCAACACGUCCGGGAGGAAGCCCGGCUGCCGCCGUGUGAACACUACGAUCGGGGCUUCUGCGAGCUGGGCCCGCUGUGCGCCAAACGCCAUGUGCGCCGCCGGCUCUGUCCGUUCUACUUGGCAGGAUUCUGUCCGGAGGGGAAAAACUGCACGGAUGCGCACCCCCGGUGGGUGGAGAACCUGCCGCGCCCCACGAUGCGCGUGGAGAAGACAGAGGAGGAUCUGGAGCGCGAACGGGCUUUAAUACGCGAAGAACAGGAGAAGGAGAAGGAACGGGAGCGUGAAUGGCGCAAUGAACGAGGUCGCGGUGGAGGUUUUAUGCGGGGCCGGUUCCGCGGCCGUGGGCGUGGUGGCUAGAGCAAUUAAUGCAGGAUCGAAUGUGUGAGAUUGAAGAUACCCAGCUGUGUUUUUUGUUUAUGGUUUGAUGUGGCUUACGCAAAGCGCGCAUCACAUGUAUGUAUAAUACUAUGCGAAUAUGAAGAGGCAAAGAUUAGCUUGCAAAUAAGAUUUGCUGAUGGGCUGACUGCGUGCUGGACCGAGCGAAGGUCUAACGCUGCCGCUCUUCAUGCGCAGUGGCGUGGACACAUGAAAUCUGAUGAUAUUCGUCUUGACUCGACCAGAUACUGUUUCGCACGUGACAUUUCAUGUUACCUGGAAAAAUACAACGGGUCUUCUCCGCUUGU